UCAUAAAAUUUCUAGUUCCUAUAUUUUGGCUAACCAAACAAGUUCUCCCAAGCCGUUAAACGCCGGGCACCGUCCUGACUUCCCCGCCAAAACCUAAACACCCAGAGGCCACAGUAACAGAGGACAGAGAGACCGAGCGCGCGCGCUGAGAAUGGAGGAGAGAGAAAUCCUGGUGCGCAGCCUAAGCGGAGAAUCCAUCACCAUUUCAAUUUCGUCUACCAAAACAAUUGCAGACCUCAAACUCAUCUUGAAACACCGCUUUCCUCCUGCCUCGUCGUCUGACUUCCACCUUUUCCUCAGAGGUAUGAAACUAGGUAUUAAGAGUCAAAUAGGAAGUCACUCCAUUAGCUCAGGAGAUUUUAUUGCUCUUAUGCCGUUUACAAAGAAAGAAAAAUCACAAAAUCUACAAUCUGAGGGAUCUGGAGUUGCCUCGAAGACUACUCCACAAAGUGAAACUUCAAACCUAGCAGAAUCAGCUUGGUGUGAUAUGAUGGAAGAUUUGUCUUAUCUAAGCAAUUCAGUGAUUUCUGAAGAACAACCUGGUUGUUUGUCAGAUUGUUUUUCUGAUAAAAGUAAAGGUGAUAUGAUGGACGAGAAUCAUACAAGUAAUUAUGCAAGAAAGCGUAGAAAGAUUUCCCAAGUUGAAAGUAAGGCGGGGAUUCCUGAAGAUCUUGUAUCUAGUUUAUUGCAUUCCUCAAAACAGCAUGUUCUAGAUAAAGACGUUUGUGAAAAGUUCCUUAAGGUUUUGGAGUAUAUAGGUUGCUUUUCGGAUGCAGAAACUGGGAAGUGUAUGCUGUUGAGUAAGGUUGACAUGCAGGAGGAUUCCCAACCAGCCCAGCCCUCUUGUUCAUGCCUUUGCCCAACAUGGUUAACAGUAAUGAUGAAGUCGUUUACAUUCUUGAACGUUCUUGCUGGAUUUCUACAAGUGAAUUAUGAAACAGUUACAUUUGACCUUGUCAAGAAUUCACUUGAUGGACUUCGUGAACUUGGUUUCUGUGCUAGUGUAGAAGAUUUGAAGCGCCUACCAGAUCUCUGCCCUAAGGUUGUGCAUUUUAUUGACCAAGAAGCAGAAAGUAACAUGUCACUUGAUGUUAUUGUGAUUGUUAAUUUAUCAAGAGAAAAGACUGACAAAAUUAAAAGCAAUGUGAAAGCUCGAAAACUGGUUCCUGUCACAAAGAUAAUCAGUUCGAUAAAGAGAAGACAGAUACUCUUCAGAACAACUUUAAAGGAAGGUCUCAGAUUACUUGUGCCUGAUGGAAUCUAUGAGAAAGCUUUUUCGCUGGAGGAGCUUAUCUCAUCUGUAAAGAAAACUGAUCUAUCCUCAUAUGGAACAACAGCAUCAAAAAGUAGGAGCGCUGUUACAGUGCGGUGUUGUGAGACUCAUCCGCUUUCACCCACGUUGAUGCUUGAACAUCUUAGGAAGGGCAUCGGGUCUAGAGGACAGAUAGUACAUGUAGAAGAAAUUAAACCAAGAGUAGCAGACUACACUGACAUCCCUAAUGAAUUAUCAGAAAAUGCAAAAUCUGCUCUGCAGACUCUGGGAAUUACAAAGCUGUAUAGCCACCAGGUCGAGUCUAUAAGGGCUUCUUUGUGUGACAAAAAUGUAGUAGUAGCCACCAUGACAUCUAGCGGGAAAUCUCUUUGCUACAAUAUACCAGUACUUGAAGCAUUAUCCCAAAAUUGGCUAUCAUGUGCGCUAUAUUUGUUUCCUACUAAGGCCUUAGCCCAGGAUCAGUGGCGAGCAUUGCUGUCUAUGACUAGAAACUUUGAACAUGUCAAAGUUGGUGUGUAUGAUGGUGACACACCUCAACAUGAGAGGAAUCAGCUUCGUGACAAUGCCAGACUGCUGAUCACCAAUCCAGAUAUGCUGCAUAUGUCAAUCUUGCCAUUUCAUGGACAGUUUCAGCGAAUUUUAUCAAAUCUUAAGUUUGUAGUCUUUGAUGAAGCACAUGCUUAUAAGGGAGCAUUUGGAUGCCAUACUUCCCUUAUAUUGAGGAGACUACGCCGCUUAUGUUCGCAUGUGUAUGGCUCUGAUCCUUCUUUUGUCUUUUCUACCGCAACUUCUGCCAACCCCCGUGAGCAUGCAAUGGAGCUUGCAAAUUUACCAACAAUGGAGUUGAUUGACAAAGAUGGUAGUCCUUCAGCUCCAAAGCUCUUUACUCUUUGGAAUCCACCUUUGUGUCCAAAAACUGUGACUGGCACAAGAACCAAAACCGUUAUCACAAAAAGGUCUAGCCCUAUACUUGAGGUUUCACAACUCUUUGCUGAAAUGGUGCAGCAUGGACUUCGUAGCAUUGCAUUCUGCAAAACACGCAAACUUUGUGAACUCGUCUUAUCUUACACACGUGAGAUUCUUCAAGAUACAGCACCUCAUCUUGCCAAUUCCAUUUGUGCUUAUCGUGGUGGCUAUGUUGCUGAGGAUAGGAGAAGGAUAGAGAGUGACUUCUUUGAUGGGAAGCUCUGUGGAGUUGCCGCAACUAAUGCUCUUGAGUUGGGUAUUGAUGUUGGACACAUUGAUGUGACAUUGCAUCUAGGUUUUCCUGGUAGUAUUUCUAGUCUGCGGCAGCAAGCAGGUAGGUCUGGAAGAAGGGGACAACCAUCACUUGCUGUUUACGUUGCAUUUGAAGGACCUCUGGAUCAGUAUUUCAUGAAGUUUCCUCUAAAACUAUUUCAAAGCCCUGUAGAAUGCUGCCAUGUAGAUGCUCAAAACCCAAAGGUUCUUGAGCAGCACCUCAUUUGUGCUGCCAUAGAGCAUCCUCUGAGUUUGAUAUAUGAUGGAAAGUAUUUUGGUUCUGGUUUAAAUAAUGCAGUUACAGCGCUUGAAACCAGGGGAUAUUUAUCUGCUGAUCCCUCUCGCACGUCAACAGCAAAGAUAUGGAGCUACAUUGGCCAAGAGAAAUCACCUUCUCAUUCAAUUAGUAUCCGCGCAAUUGAGUCUGAGAAAUACAAAGUAAUUGAUGGGAAAACAAAUGAAGUUCUUGAAGAGAUUGAAGAGAGCAGGGCUUUUUUCCAGGUAUAUGAAGGGGCAAUCUACAUGAAUCAGGGGAAGACUUAUUUAGUGAAGGAGUUGGGUUUAUCGAGUAAGAUUGCAGUUUGCCAGAGAGCAGAUGUAAAGUACUAUACACAGACUCGUGACUACACUGACAUUGAUGUCAUUGGAGGUGAUCUUGCAUAUCAGAUGAGAGCUUCAAAGAUGCAGUUUCAUGGAACAACUGCCCUAACAAACUCCUGCACAGUAACCACCACUUGGUUUGGUUUUCGUCAAAUCUGUAAGCGAACCAGUAAAGUACUUGACACAGUUGAUCUUGUACUUCCCAAAUAUUCAUAUGAAUCACAGGCUGUCUGGAUUCGAGUUCCCACGUCUUUAAAAACAGCAGUGGAGCAAAAGGGAUUUUCUUUUCGUUCCGGGUUACAUGCUGCGUCUCAUGCUAUCCUCAAUGUUGUUCCAUUGUACAUAAUCUGCGACUCCUCGGAUUUAGCUCCAGAGUGUGCAAAUCCUCAUGAAACCCGUUAUAUACCAGAAAGAAUCUUAUUAUAUGACCAACGUCCUGGAGGAACAGGACUUUCAAUGCGGAUUCAACCACUUUUCAAUGAUUUGCUGACUUCUGCUUUGGAUAUGCUUACAUCAUGCUACUGUUCUGAAGAUGUUGGUUGCCCCAACUGUGUCCAAACACUCGCCUGUCAAGAGUAUAAUGAACUGUUGCACAAGGAUGCUGCAAUCAUGAUUAUCAAGGGUGUUUUAGAGGCGGAAGACUUGUACUGGCGACAAGAUCCUGGCCCCGCAGAAACUACAUGAGUUCGGAUGUUUGCCUUUGGUGUGUGUAUGCCAUCCUCAGCAGCUUGACAAGUAAUAUAUGAAUCCUCAACUCUUGCAAAAGAUAUUUGGUUCUGAAAAGUUUACGCUUGACCUCUCGAGCAGAUCUAUUUCCAGAGUGUUUCAUCGGAAUACAAGCAACUGACCGGACAAACUGCCUCGAUAUUUCACUGACAAAUCUGUUGGGUCACCGCCUGUUUGCCAAACUACAAAAACAUACACAUGUGUCUUACCUGAACUGUACAAAGUAUAAUGGUACAAGAUCAAAUUUACUUACUUGGAAGUGUUGUCAGAAUAUAUAUUUUUACAGACCAGGUGUACAUAUGAGUUUUCAGGUUCAUUCACUCAAUUAAAAUGGUAUAUAUUUGUCCAAAUUAUUUUUACUCCUAUCUGGUUGAGAUGAAUGUACAUAGUUGCUUUUCAUAACUUUUUAUUAA
Messenger RNA from Spinacia oleracea (spinach), 4251 nucleotides. RefSeq lists its product as uncharacterized. Gene Ontology annotation, molecular function: 3'-5' DNA helicase activity; ATP binding; protein binding. The record is from RefSeq and is a predicted model, not a curated record. Lineage: Eukaryota; Viridiplantae; Streptophyta; Magnoliopsida; Caryophyllales; Amaranthaceae. Gene Ontology annotation, cellular component: nucleus. Gene Ontology annotation, biological process: interstrand cross-link repair; nucleotide-excision repair. The transcript is spliced from 27 exons. Bases 152 to 3796 code for a protein of 1214 amino acids.